Messenger RNA from Cuscuta campestris, 982 nucleotides. NCBI's taxonomy places the organism in Eukaryota, Viridiplantae, Streptophyta, Magnoliopsida, Solanales, Convolvulaceae. The record is from the annotation of a GenBank genome assembly.
CUACCCUUUUCUCAAAGAUCAAAUUUCAAGUCUAUAUAUAGCAUGAUUGUGACAAGGGUAUCUCACAUUCUCACAUUAUGGAAGGAACUUCUCGAGCUCUUUCUUAUACCAUAAGAUUCGUUGGUCUACUUGGUAGUCAUGCUCUUGGUAGCAAUCCAAGGUUCAUGGCUACGACGGUUGAUCUAGGACGGGAAUUGGUAAGGCGGAAAAUCAGGCUUACAUACGGAGGAGGCAACGUUGGCCUUCAAGGAGCUGUAGCUUCAAAAGUCUAUAAUAAUGGUGGUAGAGUCAGAGGUUUCAUACCAGGGUAUAUAGCAACACGACAGGUUUACGGACCUACGUACGGUGUAGAGUACACCAUUUCUAGCAAUUACUAUAAGUAUUUCGAGAUGAAUCAUAUUGUGGAAGCCUUCAUCGUACUUCCUGGAGGUAUUGACACUGUGGAUGGUUUAUUCACUUUGAUCUCAUGGGCAUCCGAAGGUUUACACAGUAAACCCAUUGGUCUUUUGAACAUUGACGGUUAUUUCAAUAACUUAAUCAAGUUUCUAGAUGAUGCGGUGAGGCAGAACUUCAUGGUCUUGAAUCAAAGGAAACUUUUCAUCUCUUCUUUCUUUGUUGAUGAGCUUUUAGACAAACUAGAGUUUGCUAAGGCUUUUCCGGAUGCUGGGCUAAUUAUGACGAGUUCGCAAAUCCCGGGGGAUUAGAUUUGGAGUUACAUUUUUAACUUUCCUCAUGCCUGCAGCCCCUUUCAGAUUAAAGUAUUAACUUGGUAAUCGUAAAAAUUUAAAACAUUUCAAACACUUUUAUUUAUCACAAUAAUAUUUUUCAUAAUAUAAACAGUACGGAGUUUUCAAUAUUGCGGAAGCUUAACAAUCAUAAUCACAAACAUAAUUUAUUUAUGUUCUUUAAUUCAAAACCAUCACAUCCAUUCCGACAAUCUCGCCUCCGUCUGCCUCCAGGAUCACGUCACUUCAUUAACCUG